AUGCAACACCUGCGCCUUACCAUGGACGUUCGGAAGUGGCUUGCUGAGACGGAAGACCCAACCCUCUUGGAGCGGCCGGUCGUCGAACCUUUCCUCCUACCGAGGCUGUCCGAGGCUGUCCCCGUCACGAGGCGAAGACGGAAACGCAGCUUGACUGACAGUUCAUUGCUGAAGGCUCCCUUGUCCCAGACGCGGGGGAAAGGCAUACCAGCGAUCGAGCGAGACCGUCGUCAUGUACAAGAUGUGGCAGAUAGAGCUUACGGUGAUACGUCUCAUUCCACGCGUAGCGAAUUUGCGAGCAAUAGCACCGCAAGCCAACGCUAUACACGGAAGCCUCGCCACAAGACGCGCCCAAAUCGGUACGAGAUUGGGACGAAGAAGGACAAGGGACCUGAUGACAAUCCCCGUCCCAAUCGAAGGAGUGAGUUAAGAAGGUCGAAGCGCAAAUGUAGGCGCAGCAUAGUCGAGAAUACGCACAGCGGCAUAAGACAGGAAUUCCACGCCAAGAAUGUCUCCCGGGAUCGGUUGACUCUGAAACCUCUGGGAACGACGGGACUCUUCCGCAAGGGCAAAGCCUCUACAGCGGCCAAGGGUUAUGGGUUACCAGAUCUUGUCUUCUCCGAGAUGAGGUUUCUCCGAAACGACCGUGUCGAGAAUGAACACAGCGCGCAAGGCCCAGAUAAUAAGAAGAAACGUAAGAAAGACCAUGCCCAAACGAAAGAAGGAGAUAUCUUCGCGUUCUUCACAUCUGUACGACCGGCACUAGCAGACGUGGCUUCAACCCAGCUGACAAGUGGCGGACGCCCGAGAGUGAAUACCUCUGUCACAAAGAACACUCGUCGUCGUAGAGCGAGAGAACAAUCGACCGUCCUAGACCCUGCCGUUCGCACAAUCAAUCCAGAAGACGGAGCAUCCUACUUGGGGUUUGCCGGCAGAGGAUCGGAUCGUGAGACCUCCCGCCCCUUUUCGUGGUCAGAAUCUUUUUGCGCGCCCAGCACGACGCCAGGCCAUCACAAGCGUACAUCUGCUGUCCAUGGGGAGGGCCUUGAUCCAUUGUACCAGAAAAAGAAAGAGGGACUGCAUAGGCACACAUCACUUUGGCGGCAAGAAAUCUCUACAGGCGUUCAUGAGCCAAUCGAUGCUGCCACGGAAGUAGCCAGGGCGUCUUCGGAAGCUCCAGUACGUUCGAGAUUGUCCAGCUUGCGGUCGUCACUCCAACGUUCCUCUUCGUCCAGGCGGUCGAUUUCUGUCGACCAAGACUUGCACCGUCGUUCGACUGAAGAUGAACCUCCACUCUCGUCAAAGCCGCCAGUGUUACCAUCCACUAGCAACGUUGAUUCUCUGGAGCACCCUGUCACCGGUACUUUGCAAAGUGACGGAUCCAUUGCAACACCUUACGCAGGCGGAAACGCAGUAUUGGCUCCGAAGCAGGUACUCGAAGAUGCUGCAAGAACGCUACUCUAUCGUCCGAGUCCGCAGGGUUCACGAAUACCCCUGAUACAGUUCCUAGCUCCUGACAGCCAGCCACUACAGCCAGCCAACCUUUCCGGUCCUAGCUUUUACGUGCAGCAAGAGCAACGGCAGCAUCUGAUAGUACCGUUUGAGCUUGAAGAAGAAUACUGCGUUCGAGACCCGGACACUGUUGGUCGAGGCUACCAAGGCGAGAGUGAGUCCUCAAUCCAGGAGGAUGUCGAAGGCUUCUCUGAAGGGCCAAUGUCGUACGGAAAGACGGAGGAGAUGGACGAUGACGGAGAUGUUGUUGCAGGAUUGGAUUAUGCAGCAGAUGAGGUCGAACAAGCUCAGAGGCCAGGACACGCAGCAGUUGUGGCAGCAGGCUUCUGGCGGCCUAAUAAACUAUAUUAA
Messenger RNA from Ascochyta rabiei, 1863 nucleotides. RefSeq lists its product as uncharacterized. The coding region runs from base 1 to 1863 and encodes 620 amino acids. The record is from RefSeq and is a predicted model, not a curated record. NCBI's taxonomy places the organism in Eukaryota, Fungi, Ascomycota, Dothideomycetes, Pleosporales, Didymellaceae. The transcript is spliced from 3 exons.